GGGAGGUUAAGUAAUUUGCCUGAAGCCAAAGAAUGAGUAAGUAACCGAGAUGGGCCCCAGAUUCCGUUGCUCUUAACCAUCUGCCACGGAGAAGGCGGAAUGAAACCAUUUCAAAGAAUGCCUAACUCCUUGCUUUGGGGAAAUAAUAGUGUUUUCAUGGCAUCUACACUCUGAACAGUUUUCCUCUCUGUACCAAGCCAGGAACUAGUGCCAGCCACCCUUCCAGGCGUCUUCAUUACUCCCUCCCCUCCCAGUCUAGCUUCAGGAUCUUCUCUCCUGUCCACCGGUCCGAGACUUCAGUGUUUGGAAGUUAACAGCAAAGUUGCCUGCGUUCCCCAGGUGGAGUGGUUCUAAAUUUCCGGCGGCCAGUGGGAACCGAGCAGCAGCGGAUUCAGCCCAAAGAGGCUCAAGGCUGAGCCAUGGGAGGGGCCAGCGAAGGGGGCGGGAACUGAACCCCGGCGGACUUGACUACAGUGUGCGGCGCCGGCUGCUCAGAGCGGAGCCAUGAGCUGGACCUGCCCGCGUUGCCAGCAACCCGUUUUCUUUGCAGAGAAGGUGAGCUCCCUGGGCAAGAACUGGCACCCAUUCUGUCUGAAAUGUGAGCGCUGCCACAGCGUCCUGUCCCCAGGAGGGCAUGCAGAGCACAACGGAAGGCCGUAUUGCCACAAGCCAUGCUAUGGGGCUCUCUUUGGACCCAGGGGGGUGAACAUUGGUGGUGUGGGCUCCUACCUCUACAAAUCCCCCACCCCCACCCCUGCCAGUGCUACUCCCCUUAGCCCCAGCAGGUUCAGGCCCAGGACUGGCCUCCCCCAGGGCAAGAAAAGCCCUCCCCACAUGAAGACGUUCACUGGGGAGACCUCGCUGUGCCCAGGCUGUAAGGAACCCGUCUAUUUCGCUGAGAAGGUGAUGUCUUUGGGCAGAAAUUGGCACCGACCCUGUCUGAGGUGCCAGCGGUGCCGGAAGACCCUGACUGCUGGGAGUCACGCUGAGCAUGACGGCGUCCCCUACUGCCACAUCCCCUGCUAUGGCUACCUGUUUGGCCCCAAAGGUGUGAACAUUGGUGAUGUGGGCUGCUACAUCUAUGACCCCGUGGAGAUAAAAUCCAAAUGAGAUGCUCAUAGCAGAGGUCACCCUAACUCAGGCCUCCCAUCAUCCUCUCCAUGGUCCAAUGGAAGCUACAGAAUUCUCUAGUCCCAUGAGGGUAGGAGAAGGUGGGAUUCUGGCGGCCUGGGCCUAGGCUCCAUGGUAGACCAGAGUCUAGACUUUCUCUGCCAACUCCUCCCUUUCCCAUUCCUAUCUGGUCAGGGAACAUAGGCCACCCCAUUUGAAGGUUAGUGUCUUGGUCUUCCCAAUCCCUUGACCCAGCAAAUUCUGUAACUUCAAGGUACUCAUAAAACUUCUGUUUAUUUUGGCUUCUCCAAUAAAAUGUUGGCU
Messenger RNA from Balaenoptera musculus (blue whale), 1434 nucleotides. RefSeq names its product cysteine rich protein 3 (gene CRIP3). The coding region runs from base 505 to 1110 and encodes 201 amino acids. Lineage: Eukaryota; Metazoa; Chordata; Mammalia; Artiodactyla; Balaenopteridae. The record is from RefSeq and is a predicted model, not a curated record. The transcript has 8 exons.